Messenger RNA from Prunus armeniaca (apricot), 627 nucleotides. The record is from the annotation of a GenBank genome assembly. Lineage: Eukaryota; Viridiplantae; Streptophyta; Magnoliopsida; Rosales; Rosaceae.
AUGUCGACGCAUACUGCCACAGACAUGAGAUGGCAUAAGGAAAAACAAGUAGACGACGAUGUGAUGCGACAUCCUGCAGAUGGGGAGGCAUGGAAAGAGUUCAAUCGAACGUUCCCCGAGUUUGCUGCUGAUUCCCGAAAUGUUAGAUUGGGACUUGCCACUGACGGAUUCAAUCCGUACGGGUUUCCUGAUGGGUAUGCUUCUAAUAUUGUGCGCUGCGUAAAUGUUGACGGGGGUAAAUUUGCUGGACUAAAGAGUUAUGACUGUCAUGUUUUUAUGCAACGCCUACCUCCUGUGGGUAUUCGACACCUAUUGCCGGAAGAUGUAGUGAAAUCAAUCAUGUUGUUGUCCAGAUUUUUUUCACAACUCACGGCAAAAACCUUGCGAAAGACAAACAUUAAUCAGUUGCGGCAUGACAUUGUCCAAGUCCUAUGCAAGUUUGAGAUGAUAUUCCCUCCAGCUUUCUUUACAAGUAUGAUCCACGUGAUGGUUCACUUGCCAGAAGAGGCAUUGCUUGCUGGUCCUGUCAACUAUCGUUGGAUGUAUCCAAUAGAAAGGCUUCUCGGCGAGCUGAAAAAAAUUGUACGCAACAGGGCGAAGCCCGAAGGAUCAAUUAUAGAGGCAUGA